GGCAUUCUUGGCCAUGUACUUGGUCACGGUCACUGGGAAUCUCCUCAUCAUCCUGGCCAUCGUCACGGACCCCCACCUGCACACCCCCAUGUACUUCUUCCUCUCCAACCUGUCCUUUACGGACAUCGGCUUCACCUCCACCACCGUCCCCAAGAUGCUGCUGAACAUCCAGACACAGAACAAAGCCAUAACCUACGCAGGCUGUCUCAGCCAGGUGUUUUUCUACAUAUUCUUUGGAGGACUGGACAACUUCCUCUUGACAGCCAUGGCCUAUGACCGGUUUGUGGCCAUCUGCCAUCCCCUGCACUACAUGGUCAUCAUGAACCCCCAGUUUUGUGGCCUCCUGCUUCUUGCAUCCUGGCUCUCCGUGGUCUCCAUGUUCUAUGGGACGGUGCUCGGUGUGUACCUCAGCUCUGCUGCUACCCACGACUCCAGGGACAGUGCAAUCGCCUCGGUGAUGUACACGGUGGUCACCCCCAUGCUGAACCCCUUCAUCUACAGUCUCAGAAACAGGGACAUAAAGCAGGCCCUGGUGAGACUCUUCAGCUGCAGAGCAACCCCAACGUGA
Molecule: messenger RNA, 568 nt
Organism: Talpa occidentalis (Iberian mole)
Lineage: Eukaryota; Metazoa; Chordata; Mammalia; Eulipotyphla; Talpidae
Product: olfactory receptor 7A10-like
Exons: 2
Coding region: 14-568 (184 amino acids)
Biological process (GO): G protein-coupled receptor signaling pathway
Cellular component (GO): membrane
Molecular function (GO): olfactory receptor activity; G protein-coupled receptor activity
Source: RefSeq, a predicted model, not a curated record